This is a messenger RNA of Cyclopterus lumpus (lumpfish), 2861 nucleotides long. RefSeq names its product guanylate cyclase 1, soluble, beta 2 (gene gucy1b2). The coding region runs from base 1 to 2541 and encodes 846 amino acids. Gene Ontology annotation, molecular function: guanylate cyclase activity; heme binding. Gene Ontology annotation, biological process: cGMP biosynthetic process; response to oxygen levels. Lineage: Eukaryota; Metazoa; Chordata; Actinopteri; Perciformes; Cyclopteridae. Gene Ontology annotation, cellular component: guanylate cyclase complex, soluble. The transcript is spliced from 20 exons. The record is from RefSeq and is a predicted model, not a curated record.
AUGACUGGCGGGGUCCAGCAGCAGUCCCUCCCUCACCGGCCAGGUGGGUUUGAGACGCUUCCCUCCCCAGGUGGGUUUGGGGCCCCCCAUGACACCUCCCCCUCAGGUGGGUUUGGGGCCCCCCAUGACACCUCCCUCCUCAGGUGGGUGCCCCCCAUGCCACCUCCCCCUCAGGUGGGUUUGGGGCCCCCCAUGACACCUCCCUCCUCAGGUGGGUUUGGGGCCCCCCAUGACACCUCCCCCUCAGGUGGGUUUGGGGCCCCCCAUGACACCUCCCUCCUCAGGUGGGUGCCCCCCAUGACACCUCCCUCCUCAGGUGGGUUUGGGGCCCCCCAUGACACCUCCCCCUCAGGUGGGUUUGGGGCCCCCCAUGACACCUCCCCCUCAGAAAUAGAACAGCCUUCGUGUUCUUUGCAGUACGGAUUCAUCAACAGCUGCCUCCAGUCUCUGGUGAUGGAAAGGUUUGGCCAGGAGACCUGGGACAAACUCAGCUCUCUACCAGGGGUCCAGGAGUCCUUCAUGACCUACAUGGUGUAUGACGACAAGCUAACGCUCCACCUGGUGCAGGAGGCCUGCUCACUGCUGGAUGUCUCUGCUGAGGUGUUUCUGAAGCUCUUUGGAGAGCAUUUCUUUGUUUUCUGUAAGAAAGCAGGCUAUGACACCAUGCUGAGGACACUGGGAGGAACUCUCAUUGAGUUCAUUGGGAAUCUGGAUGCUCUCCACAGUUACCUGGCUCUGUCCUAUCAGGAAAUGAAUGCACCGUCUUUCCGAGUGGAGAUGACUGAUGAUGGGACGAUGCUACUUCACUACUACUCUGAUAGGAAGGGCCUGUACCACAUUGUACCUGGUAUCAUUGAGGCGGUUGCCAGAGACUUCUUUGAUAGCAAAGUGACCAUGAUGGUUCUGAAUCAAUCGGAGGAAGACGAACGCACAGGGAAGAAGGAGCAUGUUGUGUUUCUGGUGGAACAGACCAACCAAGCUAGCAAGACUACAGACCUUUCCAGUCAUCGAGGGGAGGCCUUAUUCAGAACAAUGAGGGGCCGGUGUGCUUCACUGGCUGGGACUAAAAGCGGCUGGGACCUGAUCAAAGCUGUGGUUUGCUCAGAUAAAGGCAUCCCCCACUGCACCUUCAGUCCAUGUUACCCAGACAAGCUGUGGGUGGAGGAGAAGGCUUUCUGCCAUGCGUUUCCCUUCCAUAUAGUCUUUGAUGAGGAUCUGAAGGUAAGACAGAUGGGGGUGAAUAUACAAAGGUUUCUCCCAGGUCUCCAGGCCAGAGAUGCUACAGUGGACCAACUCUUCACCAUUAUUCACCCACAGGUAACUUUUACUAUUGAGAACAUCAGGAAAUUCAUCAACAGUCAAUUUGUCUUGAAGAGUUGCAAAGACACACACACCACGCUCAAACUAAGAGGUCAGAUGUUGUGGAUGGAGUCUCUCGCCUGUAUGUUGUACCUGUGUUCUCCGAAGCUCCGAAGCCUUCAGGAACUUCAAGAUGUCGGCCUUUACCUGGCUGACCUGGCCCAGCACGAUGUCACCAGAGACCUGGUUCUCCUCAACCAGCAACGUCUAGCUGAGAUGGAGCUCACCAACCAGCUGGAGAAGAAAAAGGAAGAAUUGAGAAUCCUGUCGCAGCACCUGGAGGCUGAGAAAGAGAAGACGGAGACUCUGCUGUAUGCCAUGUUGCCCCGUCACAUAGCCAAUCAGCUUAAAGACGGCAAGAGCGUGGAGGCCGGGGAGUUUGAGGUGUGCACCAUCUUGUUCAGUGACGUGGUGACCUUCACCAGCAUCUGCGCUGCCUGUGAGCCCAUCCACAUCGUUCACUUGCUCAACUCCAUGUACUCCAAGUUUGACCGACUCACCAGCAUACAUGACAUCUACAAGGUGGAGACUAUUGGUGAUGCAUACAUGGUGGUGGGUGGCGUCCCCGUCCCCACAGGAAGUCAUGCUCACCGAGUGGCAAACUUUGCUUUAGGGAUGAGGAUCGCUGCCCGAGAGGUCCUCAACCCUGUAACAGGAAAACCCAUACAGAUCCGGGUGGGUCUCCAUACUGGUCCCGUGUUAGCCGGGGUGGUGGGGGACAAGAUGCCCCGCUACUGCCUGUUUGGAGACUCUGUUAACACCGCCUCCAGGAUGGAGAGCCACGGAGUCCCCGACCACAUCCACCUCAGCACCUCCACUUAUCGUGCGCUGAAGGAUGCUGGCUUCAACAUCCAAGAGCGUGGGCAGAUUGAGGUGAAGGGAAAAGGACUGAUGACGACCUACUUCCUGUUGGGGAACCUGCUGCUGUCUGAAGAGAGCAUCAUGGGAAGAGAGGUCGGAGGGGCCGGUCUUUACAGGGAGGACCUCUAUGGCCAGAGCAAAAGAGAGUCUGAGGUGAGAACUGAGACCGUACUCAGAGACACGGGCUCCGAUGGAGCCGGUGCCCCGAACCCGAGCCCACCAGACUCAAUGGCUCCCUUUGCCUGGGACAUCAGCCCCCCUUUUGAGACCGCCGACAACAGCUCCAACACAUCCUCAAGCAGACUCUGUGUCUUAUUGUGAGCCCACUGAGCCUCCAAUAGAUGGACCAGCAGGGGCCACAUUACAUGAGGACCAGGGGCCACGAGGCUGACACUGUUACAACAUCACUGUGACAGUUUACAUGUGGAUCACACGGUUCAGUACGAGCUGCACUGUAAACGGUUACUUGUCAAAGGCUGCCAGUUAAUAACUGAAUGUCACAGUGCAUUUCUCACAGUGUGCCGUAGAGGCCAUUAUUCAAAAUGACCUCUCACAUACAUAUGAAAGGCCUCCGAUAUUCACUACACACUAAUAAAAAGCUCUUACAUACUCUGCAUAUGCUCACACGCACUACAUAGAUA